Molecule: messenger RNA, 2492 nt
Organism: Prunus dulcis (almond)
Lineage: Eukaryota; Viridiplantae; Streptophyta; Magnoliopsida; Rosales; Rosaceae
Product: protein ACCELERATED CELL DEATH 6-like
Exons: 3
Coding region: 121-2061 (646 amino acids)
Cellular component (GO): plasma membrane
Molecular function (GO): protein phosphatase 1 binding; protein phosphatase regulator activity
Source: RefSeq, a predicted model, not a curated record
UCAUCAGUAGUAGUAGGUUGCAGGUCCUUGUUUCCACUUUGUUCUCCCAUCUUCCUCCUUAGCUUGUAAGUUUCUUCUCUUGGGUUUUAGUUUUAGAUUCACACAAUUAAUUGGUAAACAAUGGCUGCUUCAAGUUCAACAGAAGAUACUGAAAUGGCGGUGGCUAUGGAGGAGAUUGCUCGUGAGCACGACGCAGGGGAUAUCGAGUCUGCUAAGCACUCUGAGAACUGGAACUCCACGAACGAGGAUGAAAUUAGUAUUGACAAAUGCAUGGACCCUGAAAUAUACAGCUACACAACCUCUAAAGAAGAACUGCAGAUGGAAUUGCUCCAAGUAAGCCCCCUUGGCAACACCCUGGUUCACUUCGCCGCGAGUGUAGGCGACGCUGCCCGUGUCGAACGGCUGCGCUACCAAUCACCGGAGCUCAUCCUAACGAAAAACAACGACGGAAACCUCCCGCUGCACUUAGCAGCAUCCGUAGGGAACCGGUCCACUGUCCGUUCUCUUGUAGAAUUUCCUCAAACUGAUAUGCUGAGGGAAAAGAAUAACAGAGGGAACACGGCGCUGCACGUGGCCAUGGAAAAUGGGCACAUAGAGGUGGCUAAGUUGUUGAUUUUAAUAGAUGGAUCGAUGUGGUAUUCUCCAAAUAUGCACAACAAGACUCCCAUUUCCAUUGCUGCUGAAGCUGGAAAUCAUGAGCUCGUUAAUUUAAUGCUCUACCGCUAUCAAGAUCAGCCAGUAGGCACUGAACCAGAUGGCUCCAGCUACUAUCUUUUUAAGAACCGGUGGGAAGGGAACUCGGUUCUUCGAGCUGCCAUCUUAGGAAGGAAUAAGGGUGUCUUUGAUGCAAUACUUUUGGACACUGAUCCGUCUUUGAUCAACUCAUCCGAUGAAGAGGGGAUGACUGCUCAUACACUUGCAGCACAUAUAGGUGACACUGAAGCUGCAGACAAGUUGUUAAGCUUAUGUCCUGAUGGCCCAUACAAGCAGGACAAAAACGGCUUCACACCGGCACAUUUGGCCUCCAGAAAAGGCCACAUCAGGAUUGUCGAAAUGUAUCUUAAUCGUUGCCCGCCAUCAAGGUACUUGCUCGACGGUAACAGAUGGAACAUUCUACAUGUGGCAGUUUGGCAUCGAAGAGACAACAUGGUAAAAUAUUUGCUCAAAAGGCGAGAGCUUGAAGGGCUUAUCAAUCAGAAAGAUCGAUUUGGAAACACACCUCUGCAUUUGGCAGUUCGGCAAGGGUAUCCAAAGACUGUCAGCAUUUUGGCAUCGGAUAAGAGGGUUAACUUAAGCAUUAGGAACCAUGAACGCCAUACGGCAAUGGACAUUGCACGAAUGUCGUUGAUGGGUGAAAAGAUCUUGUUUCUUCGAAGGCCUCUAACAGUUAUGGCCUUGACAUUAGCUAAUGCUUCACGAUCUCAAGAGAGGAUUAUUGCCAAAGUAAAGCCGGCGAGAGUUAAUUAUUUUAAGAACACUAAGAAAGCUGGAGAAUUUCAUUCUGGGGCCACUGAGGAUGCUGACAGCCACAGACAGACUGUCAACAAUCUCUUGUUGGUGUCGACACUCGUUGCCACGGUAACCUUUGCUGCUGGCUUCACAGUGCCGGGUGGAUAUAAGAACUCUGGACUUGAUGAAGGCAUGGCAACUUUGGUUACAGAUUGGCCAUUCAAAACAUUUCUGAUAUGCAACACCAUUGCAAUGUAUAGCUCAAUAACUGGUGCAAUUUCCCUUCUUUGGGCACAAACAGGUGAUAUGAGUUAUGCUUCUGCAAGAUUCGGAUUGCCAAUAUUAGGGGUAGCUCUCUCAAUGAUGUUCAUGGCUUUCAUGGCUGGUGUUGCACUAGUAACAAGUAACCUUAUUUGGCUUUCGAUCUUUGUUGCCAUUACGGGUUCAAUCUUUCUCGUCAUCAUAUCAGCUCUGCUUGUUCCACUAAUAGUCCCAAUUUCUUCCAAGAAUCGCAUUACACGGUUCAUCUUGUACUGUAUCUUCCGUUUGUUGUUGAGCGUAACUAGAUAUGAUGAUGAUGAUGACGAUGACGGGGUUCACAUUGUUGGUUGACAUGGGGAGAAGAAUAGCUUUUGGAUUCUCAAACAUUCUCAAUCAAAGCUAUGGUGAGUUAUGUUCAAGAUGGCGUGCUACCGGCCGCCUCUAAUUUCUUGCCUCUUCCUCCCAUUCUAUAUUUAUUUCUAGACUUCUCUUCAUAUGUUCUCCUAGUUCCACAGCCUCUCUGUUGCUAGAAAUUUAUCUCCUAUGCCGCCAUUAGAAAUACUCCUUAAAAGCAUUAGAAGUUGACAUAUAUAGAAGUUAACAUACCCUUUGUACUAUGAUACUGUUAAUUACUGCAAUGAGUUCAAAUAUCUUCUACUGCUCUUACAAAAUAGAGCAAUUUGUGUAAUAGAAUUAGAGAGAGAAUACAUGUCUCUCCUCUCAUAUUGAAUAUUAAGGGAAGUCUAGUGGUGCCAAACCACCCUCUGCAUCCCCUGUUUUUU